CCCGACUAGGCAUAUGAAAAUGUUUGAAUGUGAAGCGGGAUCCUACGGGACUAGGCCCCUGCGUUCCAGUCUAACGCAGACUGCUUCCUUUGGAAGUUCAAGCCCAGGCUCUUUGUCUUCGGAAGACCAUGAUUUUGAUCCAACGGCAGAAAUGUUGGUCCACGAUUUCGACGACGAGCGUACUUUAGAGGAGGAGGAGUUGCAGGAUGGAGAGAGGAAUUUUCGAGCAGAGUUGGCGGAUUUGGAGAAGGAGGGCAGCAUGCCCUUGGAGGAGCUGCUGGCCAUUUACCGUUAUGAGGCAUCAGUCAGCACGGCUGCGGGUUCGAGCAUGGACAGCUCCUCUGGUGAACUGACAGAUGAGCUGCCUGAUAUGACAUUAGACAAGGAGGAGAUUGCAAAAGACCUCCUUUCAGGGGACUAUGAAGAAGAGACUCAGUCAUCAGCUGAUGAUCUCACCCCAUCAGUAACAUCCCAUGAGGCGACAGAUUUCUUCCCAAGGAGCCUCAGAUCUAACACCAUUUACGAUGGGGACAAAGAAUCAGAAGGAGAGGAGGAUGGUACGAGUCCAGAAGACUCGAAAAAGGAGAUAAUGGUUGGAUCUCAGUACCAGGCUGAGGUGCCGUCACGCCUCUGCAGUUAUGAUGAAGAUGAGAAAGCGUACGAGGGCGAGGACCAGUUACUGUGGAGUCCGGGAGUUUUGCCGGAGAGCAGAGUUCGAGAUUUUCUGCGCGAAGCAGGCUGUCGGGUAACGGAUGGAAAGACUGGAGCUGUCGGAGAAGGGGUCUGCAUUCGAGACAAUGAGCAGGCAUUGUAUGAGCUUUUGAAGUGCGACUACAAUACCCACGAAGCACUUAAACGGCACCGAAACAAUGCGAAACCUUCAAAGGAUGGACUACCAUGGUCUGAAGAAGAAUGCAGAAACUUUGAACAUGCUCUUCAGAUAUAUGAUAAGAACUUUCACCUCAUACAGAAACACAAGGUGAAAACAAGGACAGUGGCUGAAUGUGUAGCGUUCUACUACAUAUGGAAGAAGUCUGAACGCUUUGACUACUUUGUACAACAGAACCGAUUUGGGAAGAAAAAGUACAGCAGCUAUCCAGGAGUAACUGACCUGAUGGACCGACUGGUUGACGAGGCAGAGGGCCUGGCCAUGGACAGCUCUCCCUCCGUGUGUGCUGGUGGUGGACGCUUGGAGCCUCCAACGGAGCAGCAGCUUAGCCUCCUCAAUUCCAUCACUGCUAGUGACCUCACAGCACUGACCAACAGUGUGGCGACUGUGUGUAACCCUGCGGACGGGGCCUGCCUGGAGUCCUUCAGCUUCCCCCCUCUGGAAAACCUCCACCGCAGCAGCCUGGGCCACAGUGAGCCCUUGGGUUUCGGCGCCAACGGCGACGCAGAGUGCCUGAACAUGCUGGACACUGGCUUCUACCACUCCGAGCUCGGCCCGCUCAACGUGUGCGGCAAAGACUGCGAGCGGCCCUCCAAAAGGCUGAAGAUGGGUCUCGCGGAACCCCUGGUGGGCGAGGUGUCGGUGGGAGAGCUGGGCGUCGGCUUUGAGGGCCGCACGCACCGCAUCACCAGUGCCAAGAUGGCCGUUUCCGUCACAGACUUCGGGGGCCUGUCCUCCGGCGACACCAAUGGCUUCAUUAGUCCGCACUCACUGCACACACAGCCUGCGGCCCUGCAGUCAGAGUAGGGGGCCUCAUGCCGGACCAACCUCCUGUUUGACGGAGCCUCCGUCAAAUGUGUAUAUAUUCUCAUUCACUGGAAUUUUUUUUAUUAUAUAUAAAUAUAUAUAAAUAUAUUUGUGUUUUCUUUUCCUUUUUUUUUUACUAUGACAUCAGUGAUGUCUUUUAUCGUAUAGAACUAAAAUCUUGAUUUCUCAAGAGUUGAAAUAGCCAUUUAUUUUCAUUUGUUUUUCCUUCAUUUGUUUUUCCAGUCCUCAAUUUGGAAGUACCAUAUCUCUGUCCAUAUACUUUGGGACCUGAAUGCAGGGUUUGUGCAUGUAUGUCCUCUUUCUGGUUCAGACAAGCCUUUAAGUACCUUACUGUCGUCCAGUUAACAAAUGGCAAGGAUCUCCAGAUUGACUGCCAGAAACAGCUUUUCAUGUUGGGUUUUUUUUCUUUUUGUUUUGUUUUUUGGUACUUUGGAAUAUCAGUACUUGGCGGUACCAAGAAUGGCCAGGCCCCUUCAACGCAGUGCCCACUGCAUGCUGCUCUGGCCUCACUCCCCAAAACGGCACGCAUUUAGUGCAAGAACUUUCUGCAAAUUGAGAAGCACUUCUGUUUAUUAGUCUGGGAGUUAGUUUUUGUUGUUGUUCUUUUUCUUCCCUUCGGUCUCCUGAGUGGACUACAGAAAGAAAAGGCUACAGGUUCCAAGGGAUUUGAAUCUGGCGAUUCCACGCCACAGUGGACAUUUACCUCACUGCCAGAUCCUGUUUGAGUUGGCUGUAAAUUAGACAUUUUGAUUUCCACACACACAAACACACACACACACACACACACACAUAUAUAUAAAUCUCUGACACAAUUUGUUUUAAAUGAGGCGGAAUGGGGAAAAAUCAACUAUCUGGUCGACUUGCAUCUCUUUUUUUUUUUUUUACUCUCUUGAUCAAAGAGAAUAACAUUGUUCUGUUUGUCUUACACCUGGUUCUGUUGUUCCUCAGAGCAAAAGUGCCAAACCUCUCCUUAGGGAAACCCUAGUCAUUCCACAUGUGUGUAUGGGUGGCCUGAUUUAUCAUCUCCAUGCCUGCGAUUAGUUAUAGAUACAGCUACCAUGUGGGAUGGCCAGAGGGCACUCAAGGACAGCUGGGCAGCACUGCGUUAGGAGCUGAAAUACAGUGUGUCAUAGCUGUAGUAGUUGUGAACGGGAGCUGGAUCGUAUUGGUGAAUCUUGCCUUUUAUCCCCUAAGUUAGGUUGUCUUUUGGGAAGUGGAAGGUUGCCCACAAUAGCAACAUUUAAUCUCUUUGUAUCCCACUGCCCUGGUCAGUCUGUCAGGCUGUGAUUGCAGAUACACCACUUUGCCUCCUUGUUGCACACGGUACCGAAGGAGCGUCUAUACGACGGCCUCAGUGCCUAUUCAUUGUGAAGCCUGCCCCCCCACCACCCGUGGUUCACAUUUGACUUGUAUGGGGGGGGGAGACCUUAAGGAGCCUCUAUUGGCACAUGUCACUCUGAGGAAAGGCAAACCAGCGAUGUGUGAGAACAGCUCACUCCAAGCGUGUAAUUCAGUCACUCUAUUUAUUGCUGGUUAUGGUAUUUUGAUGCAUUUUCUUGAUGGCUGAAACUCUUUGAGACUUUUUAUUUUGAGAGGGCGGGGAGAAAAAUCAAAGGUUUUGCUGUAUGAAAAUGUGUGGUUUAGAGGUAGUCAAAAGGCGGAUAUUUAUUUAUUGCAGAGUAUUAUGGGCUGCACCACGGUCCCCACAGCUUUAGCCUUAGUGUUCUGUGUUCAAAUUGCUCCCCCCCGGCAACUGUACAGUGAAACAUUGCUAAAAAUAUUGGCACAUUUUAACUUCUAGUUUGUGAUGUAUAAGAAUAUUUUUACUGACUUUAGUGCUGUUUAUGUAAGUUGAUCAGUGCAUGUACAUCCUUGGUUUAGUAAGCUUGUUAUGGUGAAUUGUUGGGGGGGAGAUACUUAAUGUUAAUAGUACAACUUCACAGAAAAGCCUAAGUACACACUUUGGAAGGUGGGUCUUGCUUGCCAGCAUCUCCCUUCCGUCACGCUAUCCAAAUUACUGUCUUAUUUAUUUGUCAUUACUUGUCAGGGAUUCCCAUUCAUUCCAGUUGAAGGCUGUUGGAUUGUGAGGUUUUGAGUUCUGUCACUGUCUUCAGUUUGCAAACCAACAGGUUACUUAGGAAUCAUUACCAGUUAUAUGAAUGCAGUAUGAGUGUUAAUUUAUCUAUGCAUUUUGAGGUUGACUGUAGGGUUGGAGCAGCCCUUUCAGGGGUAUUUGAAUUCUGAAUGUUGGACAAUGGAGUGGAUAGACAUAGAAUUACUGAAAUGGUGAAAAAUUUUCUUUGAUUUUCUUAACUAAAAGGUUCAAUAGACUUGCCAGUGUGGAAGAAUGUCUAAUAUUUGGUGUUCACUGCCAUCUUUUCAUUUGUUAAUGUCACCUGUUCUGGUUGACCGCCCCCCCCUUGAAGAGAAAAUAUAUGUAGUCAUUUCCCCUUAAUGGUGCCAUUCUAGUAAUUCUAUUUCUAUGGUGGAGUAUUUGAGACCAAUGCAUUGCUCACCAUAACAAAGGUUCUAUUGCAGAAUGGGUCACUAAGUUACUAAUGUACAUAAUCACUGGGUAGUCUUUUGAAAAGUUGAGUAUUUGACCUCGUGAAUUUGUGUUGAGACAAAGAUUUCUUUUAAUUCCCUGUUAAGGCAAUAAUUUGUAAAUAUGUACAGUGGUUGUUUUGUUUGACUUGGAUUUUUCUUUUUCCCCAUUUUCGUUUAAUUUGCGUCAGAGGACAGCUUACCCAUGCAUGCUGUGAUUGUUCACUAAGAUGCACCACUAAAAACAGCUUUACCUUCAACGUAUUAAGCUAUUCUUCUGCACUGUUUUUUUUUCUUUCUUUUUUUUUUUUCUUUCUUUUGAACGCUUUGCAAUCAUUGUAAAUCUCCCCC
Messenger RNA from Paramormyrops kingsleyae, 4612 nucleotides. It is a transcript of the gene mier3b, whose product is annotated as mesoderm induction early response 1, family member 3 b. The record is from RefSeq and is a predicted model, not a curated record. Gene Ontology annotation, cellular component: nucleoplasm. Lineage: Eukaryota; Metazoa; Chordata; Actinopteri; Osteoglossiformes; Mormyridae. Gene Ontology annotation, biological process: negative regulation of transcription by RNA polymerase II. Gene Ontology annotation, molecular function: transcription corepressor activity; histone deacetylase binding.